AUGGAUCAAGCAACUGAUUCCUUUUCCAAUUCCGAUAGCGAUUGCGAUCUUGCAUUCGCCGCACCUGACCUCACUGGUGUAGAUUUUAGUGACUCAGCCGCAUCAUUGGGAGAUGAUGAUCUCACUGCAUUGCGUUAUGAGAAUCUGUUCUUGAAUGGAACAGGAUUAACCUCGGAAAACGAAACGGAAGCAACUGGGUGCGCAAGGAAAGUUAAUGAGAUCUUUCGCAUUGUAAAGCAACUCGAAGGUGGUCAAUAUUUAGAAGUUCUGAGAGGGGACACAUGUAACUGGCUACUCGCUCCCUUGAAAGAACGACCGGAGUGUGAGGAUAUUCGGAGUCGCAUACGCACGAAUCUGUCGACAGUGACGACCGCAAGAAAAUGUGUCGAGGCAGAAUUAUUUGCAAUAGCAGCGCUAAGUCUAUUCAUGCAGCUGAACUACACUGGUCCAAUGGUUGAGGAUGUUUCGAUACUCGAAGCAAUCAAUCCUCACUCUCAUGUCGAAAUUUGCUUCAAGAAAGAAAAUGAGUUGGAAACGAAGACGGAUCGUUCAACAUAUGAUAAUUCCGUACUUGCUGAGUUGACUGUUGACGGUUUAUGGCCCUGCCAGGUUGCAAAAUUACCAUACCUACUGUUGAUUGCGCGUUGUGUCCUCGCGACCCUGUCGAAUCCGCAACGGCAGCAUUGGAGUCAUAACAUGAAGAAUAUCGAUAAGAUGCCCAAGGAGUUUUGUGAGGCGGUUUCCCACCUUUCCAGUUCGUCUAUCUGGAGCGCACGUGCUGCAGUAGCGCAUGAGCGCCUGUUUUUGUCUGCAGAGCCCACAGUGACAUUGUGGACAGAGCUGGAGGAAACGUUUCAGGAUUGUAUCCGUGCAGUUGAAAACUGCAGUCGCAGGCUGAGAGCAACUAUACGGCUGGAAUAUGGACUAGCUUGCCACCAUUUUCAACAUGGCAAGAUGGGGAAGAAACAGUUUGAAAAAGCCCGACAGAUAUCUUCCCUAUCUGUUGAAGUUACUGGAGCCAUGGGGAAACGAACCAAGUUCCAGACAAAGGCAACCGCGCAAAUGGUAGUUCGUGCGGUGUCUGCACCAUCGAAUCAGGACGAGGCUUCGAGUAAGACAAAGGGAACUGGAUAUAGUAGCGAAGGUAUAAAGUCACAAAUGGUGGAGCACACAGAUGAGUCGAUUCUCCUGGACCGCGUCAAAUUCGACAACGACCCGGAUAAUAAUAUCGAUGAACUUCGGGUAUUGGAUCAGGCAAUUAUUCUGGCACUUUGUCUGGAUGUUAAGAAUACGAAUCCGUCCGAUGGUUUGACAGCGGAGGAGAUGAGUGCGUACCUCGCCCGUGUUUUAUGCCAUCAUGAUGACUGGACGCUUUAUUCCACUGCAUUACUCGAAAGGGCGUGGUUGGAAUUUGAAGGGAACCACAGUAAAGAAAGAGCAUUGUUGCAGCUACAGGCCCUGGCAGAUCAACACACAACCAGGCUUACUAUCACGCAGUCAACGCGGAAGAGCGUUGACGAGUCCUCGCCUGUUCAGGACAGGCUGCGGAAUGUACACAGUAUUGUUUACCCACCCCGGUGGCAUAUGCUUCGAGAUGUUGCAGAACGAUAUGCAGAGCUUGGAAUUUUGACGAGCGCUGCUGAAAUUUUUGCUGAAAUUGAACACUGGGACGAAGUUGUUGAUUGCUAUCGUCGAGCUGGAAAAGAGAAGCUUGCAGAAGAAGUAGUAAGAAAUCGACUAGCAAUAGCUGAAACACCUCGAAUGUUUGCCGCGCUUGGAGACAUAACGAAUGAAAUUGGAUAUUACGAUAAGGCCAUUGAUAUUUCUAACGGUCGAUUCUGUCAGGCGCAUGUUUCAAGGGCUGAACACUUGUUCAUUCGUGGCCGGUUGGAAGAGGCGUUGGUAAGCUUUCGGGAUGCUUUGGCGUUAAGACCCUUGAUUACAACAGCCUGGUUUCGAGUGGGAACGAUUUGCAUGCGACUCGGUGAUUGGAAAUAUGCGCUUACAGCUUUUUCUGAAGUUGUUCAGCAGCAUCCGGAGGAAUCAGAGGCAUGGGCAAAUGUGGCCGCAGUUCACCAGCACGAACAACGGCCAGCUGAGGCAUAUCCAGCACUGGUUGAGUCUCUGAAGAAUAAUCGCAAGAACUGGCGUGUUUGGGAAAACAAGCUGUAUGUCUGCCUCGAUUUGAAAAAAUACGACGAAGCUAUUCAGGCCUGCAAUAUGUUGAUAGACCUGAAACAAAGUCUUGCUUCCCAGGAUAUUCCUGACCCGGAGGAGAAGUGUGUGAAAGCAAGAAGAAGCCUGCCUCGAGUUCACAAUUUACUAGAACGCAUUCGUGCUAGUCGGAAUGAUUCCUGGAUAUUUGAGAUAAUGGCAUAUUUUCAUGCUGAAGUUGGCGAAGAUUCUCACGUGUUUGAGAACUUGAUGAAGGAAUAUCGAUCGCUCACAUCCGUGAGAGCAUGGGAAAAAGACGACGAUCAAGUUCGGAAAGUCACCGAAGUAGCCUCUCAAAUUGUCCACUAUCAACGGAAGAGUAAGGAGGAUCUACUCAAGUCGAAAUUCCUGUUAUCCGGAGUAGUGAAGAGAAUUGAAAAGGCAGCGUCAGACACGGGUGCUACAAACUCGAAAUAUGUUAAGGCGAUUCAUGUAUUGCUUCGGGAAAUAUUGACGGAACUUGAUAAUACGGAAUGA
Messenger RNA from Cylindrotheca closterium, 2691 nucleotides. The record is from the annotation of a GenBank genome assembly. Lineage: Eukaryota; Bacillariophyta; Bacillariophyceae; Bacillariales; Bacillariaceae.